Messenger RNA from Paramecium tetraurelia, 1248 nucleotides. RefSeq lists its product as uncharacterized. NCBI's taxonomy places the organism in Eukaryota, Ciliophora, Oligohymenophorea, Peniculida, Parameciidae. The transcript has 3 exons. The record is from RefSeq and is a predicted model, not a curated record.
AUGCCACCUAAUAAAUUUCAUCACAAAGCAAGCACUGACAUUGAUACUAUUAAUAAAACCACUUCCAUUGCAACCAAUCCAUACUACAAUUAAUAUCUGAAAAGAGCAUCUAAUUCGAGUCAUCAAGAUAAACCUCCUUCAUUAUAAUAUAGCAAUUCUAAAUCCAAUUUAAAUCCUAACUAAUCACAUGAUUACUCAAUCUAAUUUAAAGUUGGAAGUAAAAAUGAUAAAAAAAACGAUUCAAUUAAUGAAACACAAUUGUCCUAAUUCGUUAAUCCUACCAAAUAAUUUGUAUGUAUGAGUCCUGCUUAAAAUCGGGAUAACUCCAUCAUUUUUCAAUCUCCAAAAUAAAUCCAAUAGCCAACUGUUGUUCAAUCCCCUCAACCAUAUAAUUUGAUAAAUACUCCCAUUUACUAUAAUAAUAAUAAAGGGUCAUAAUCAUAAUUGAAAUCAAUCAAUUACAACAAUCCCAAUUUAUUUAAUGAGUUAAAAUAAUUACAAGACUCUAAUAAUUUGCUGUAAUAGACUAUUUAAUAGAGGGAAAGCGAAGUAUAAAGAGGGCAAUCUUCAUAAUUUAUUUAAGAAUUAGAAUAAAAAAUUAAUUUAUUAUAAUAGCUAAAUGAAAAAUUGUAAUUAGAAAAUUAAUCCCUAAUUGAAUAAACUGAUGUUACAAGAAUGAAGGAAAAUUUAGAAAAAUCUUUGUAAAAUCGUAAACAAACAUCGUAAUAACUUUAGAGUAUCAAAUCAGAAUAAUAGUAAUACCAAUUGAAAUGUGAUGAAUUACAAAAUAAAUUAGAUUAAUAUGAUGAUUCUUAAAUUAAAGAUUUAGUUAAUGAAUUAGAAAAUAAAGUUUAGAAUCUAAUAGCUGAAAAUGAUAGAUUGAAUCAAUAAUUAUCUUCAAAUUCUCAUUUAUAAAUGAUUUCUGAUAUUGCAAGGUUGAAGAAUGAAAAUGACAAUCUCAAUAAGCAAUAAUAACAAUUAAAAAGGGAUGAAGAACAUUUAAAAUUAACUUAUAAUUAAGUUGAAUAAGUUUAUGAACAGAAAAUGGCAGAUAAUUUAUAUGCUGAUUUAUAUGAGAAAAUUCAAUUAUUGAUUGAAGAAAAUGAUAGAUUAUAAUAGGUUAUCACUGAUUCUGAAUAUACAGACUAAGAUUUAUAGGAUAUUAAAGCAAGAAUUAAAGUAGUUAAGUAGGAUAAUAUAAAAAUGGAACAACAAUUAAAAAGAAAAAAUCUUAAUAAAAAUUAUUGA